AUGGGGCGAGGCAAGAAGCGGUCCAAGGUCUCCAAUAGUGAUGAUGAGGACUGGGGUGCAGAAGAGGCUGGAUACCGCAGCGGCGGCAGCACGGGCACAGGCAACCGCGGUGGUGGUGGCGCGCGCCGCGCAGCCACGCAGAGCAUUGCGGCGCGCGCGGCCGCCAACGCGGCGGGCCGCGCCCGGCCCACAAACAACCAGCUACUGUACAAGGCCUACUUUAGGUGGAACCAUUACUCCUAUAAGCUCAUCAACGGCACCCAGCACCUGCCCACAGAGACCGACGCCUGCGCCAGCGUUACGGCCGCCUUCCUGCAGGUACUGCACACGCUUCAUGUCGCGGAGUCGUGCCGCAUAGGAGACCGCCGCAACGUCCUGCAGAUUCUGUCCAACAACACGCGCCGCACUAAGGUGGUCGAGCUCACUACAGGCACCCACCGCGUCCCCGAGGAGCUGCGCAAGCACUACCUGUCGGAUGGGGAGGCGGGGCAGUACUCGACUAAUCUGGACCGCAACAGAUACGGGCAGGACGACCAAUACCUGUUCACGGGUGAGACCAGGGUUUGGGAUCAGGGGUGGAGGAUCUAG
This is a messenger RNA of Monoraphidium neglectum, 588 nucleotides long. RefSeq lists its product as hypothetical. The transcript has 4 exons. The record is from RefSeq and is a predicted model, not a curated record. Lineage: Eukaryota; Viridiplantae; Chlorophyta; Chlorophyceae; Sphaeropleales; Selenastraceae. The coding region runs from base 1 to 588 and encodes 195 amino acids.